Messenger RNA from Dichomitus squalens LYAD-421 SS1, 1335 nucleotides. RefSeq lists its product as uncharacterized. Bases 1 to 1335 code for a protein of 444 amino acids. The transcript is spliced from 10 exons. Gene Ontology annotation, cellular component: plasma membrane. Gene Ontology annotation, biological process: adenylate cyclase-activating G protein-coupled receptor signaling pathway. The record is from RefSeq and is a predicted model, not a curated record. NCBI's taxonomy places the organism in Eukaryota, Fungi, Basidiomycota, Agaricomycetes, Polyporales, Polyporaceae. Gene Ontology annotation, molecular function: G protein-coupled receptor activity.
AUGGCAAGCAUCGACCAUGGUAACCUCGUCACUCCCGACGAUGUCCUCCGCACCCUGCCCAAUGGCCAGCCACUCGUCAUCAGUCAAUAUUAUGCUGCUGGCGAAACCAGUGGCGUCGUGGUUCUAGCAGUGAUAUCGUGCACCUCUGCGAUUGCAGUCGCUUGUCUGCUUACUGCCAUUGCCAUCUCUGCCUGGAAUACUCGGAAAUUGUCCUCGCCAACUCUAUUCGUGCGCAGCCAUGUCGCUGCGUACUUUGUUUCCCUAUUGCUUUGCGAGAUCGUGCAGACCAUCGGGUCUAUCAUGAGCAUCCGAUGGGUUCAGGAGAGGGCUGUGUCAUACGGGCCGUACUGCACAGUCCAGGGUGUGCUCAAGCAGAUAGCAGAUGUUGGCACGGCGUAUUGGUACAUCAUCGCUCUGAACACCUUCUGUAUCCUUUUUCUGCGAUGGAGGCUCGGAAGAUAUGUGCUCAUCUCUACGAUGAUCAUCGGGUGGUCAACCAUCGGCGCCAUCAUUACCUCGGGCCCCACGGCCAUCCAGCGAGUCGAUGCCGGACCAUUCUGCAAGUCGAACUUCUAUGGUUAUGCGAUAUCCGGGUACUGGUGUUGGAUCUCUGAUCAAUACCCAUCCGAACGUAUAACGCUCGACUACCUGAUUAUGUUCCUAUCUGCACUGCUCAGUUUCGUUAUGUACAGCCUGGUGUUCCUUCGCCUUCGCGGCAACAUCCUUGUGCACGGAUGGCACAUAAGUUUCCACUUGCGUCCCGAAUGUUCUGAGGGUUCGCCCAAGAGCAUCGACACGCAUGUCAUGAACAUUGCCAAGGGCAUGCUACUAUAUCCGGUGGCAUACACAAUUUUAUUGCUUCCGAUCGCCAUAUGUCGCUUCGCAGAAUGGACUGGGCAUAACGUGUCAUUCGCUGCGACCAUCUCCAGCGAUGCCAUCUUCCUCCUGUCGGGAAUCGUCAACGUGGUAUUGUUCCUGACGACGAGACGCGUGCUCCCCCUGCACAGUGUUCUGCCAAAGACAGUCAGCUCACUGUUUCGCUCGUCCAAUGCCGAUCAGUCCUCUCCUCGAUCCAGCACCUUCUCUGCGAGCAGCUUCUCCAACGACCCAGAAAAGUCGAUUUUAUCCUGCGAGGAGAGUAUACGUAUGCAAAACUCCUUCCCGCCUCGCUCCGCACUGCCCAACGCAGUCCCGACGCGGUACUCUGCAAACAGGCCCGAUUUUGCGAUCGACUCUGCCACAUCCGAGGCAUAUGGGCGCAUCUCCCAGGACAGCUCGUUUGAUGAGGUUAAUAUCACGAGCGCCUCGUAUUACCGGGGCGGGAGCUCCAAGUAG